CUUAGCACCGUUGCGGCACAAUGAACUUUGCAGUGUCACCAGUAGCCGCUGUUGCCGAAUUGCGUUUGCUUUGCGCUAGAGUUUACGUCUUAGCUUUAUUCCUCGAGCGGACCAGAAAGUAUCUUCAGUUCGCAACUGUCCAGUUGCGGGUGGCUUUUGCAUUCUGUGCAUUCACGCUGAACGGAGGAGCGAGAGUGCGAGAGGACUGAUUAAAGUCGAGAGACGCUCACGCUACCGUUAGUAAUAUGAAUUCAAACGGAAAAAUUGAUUACUCUACAACUUGUGGAAGUGGAAGCACAAACGCGGGCGCCAAGAAUGUUGCGUCAUUGAAUAAACUUCAGCCCUCUACUGCGUCAACAUAUGUGACACGACCAGUCGAAAGGGUCCACCCUACUUUCCCGCGUAAGUACGACGCCACUGCCUGCCUGGCCGGCCGACCCGUUUUUCGACGACGUUGGCGUAUCUUGCACCUUCCCGAUCUUCCAAAUGGAUCCGUCUUUCACGACCACCCAAGCCGACCCUCCGCCGCAGCACCUUGUGGUGGGUGUGCAGCUUUCGGCGCCUUCGAAGCGAAAGGAACUAAUUCGUCAAGCGGAGCACGACCUCCCGGGUGCGCCGUGUGCGAGGACAGCAGCACAACAAAAUGGCGGACAUCAACUUCUUAGCAUCAACCUGGAGGACUGCACCGUUGUGGUAAAUCCAGCGGAAAGAACGGGAAAAGCCAGGAACACUUCUUCUUUUAUUCGAGGUGAUGUUCUUGUGCAAGACCAACACCUCGCACUUCCAGACGAUGGCGCAGGAGGAGACCGAGCCUACCACCUCCACACGGAUAAUAAUUCCGUUAGCUCGCUCGAAGGUUCUAACUCUGGUCUGUCUGACUACGCACCGAGCCUGGAGUUUGCGGUCGAUGCGAUCUUUGACACCACGAGUGCAAAAGUAUCUCCUGCUGACGACGACGAUACGGAUGGCAGGAGUAAAUCGGGAAAAGACGUAUCUAUCAUGAUGUUUUGUGGUGCCUAACGUUGACUUAGUUAUUUGUUUUCACCUUUAGUGCAGUCUGUGUCCUGUCUGGCAUGUUAUGAUCCAUUACUCCUUUACAAACAUGUACGCCUGCAUGUGAAAUGGAAAUCGCAGUCAUCGUCUAGUUUGUGCAUGGCGGUGUGAAAAAGGAAUACCUACGUGAUGGCGAUCCUCCCUUACAAACGAUCGUAUCAGGUAUCCACCUACUUCGCCACGGCCCUCGCCAAGGACGCUAUCCAGGGCGUCAACGCCUGCCUGUUCGCUUACGGUGCGGCGCGAACGGGAAAGAGCUCUGCGAUUUUCGGAACAGAAGCAGAAGACGGGGUCUACGCAAAGCUAUUGGAGCAGUUGCUUUCUGCCUUUAUUGACCGCCCAGAGGAUCAUACGGAGACAGUUUCACCGGUGGUGGAGGACGAUGCAGGAACACCAGGGGACGGGGAAUAUAAAACGCAGAACACCGUCCCUAAAAGCACGACCUCUAACACCACGACGCUGGGCGUGAGCAUUUUUGAAAUUUUAUCCUGAGUAAAAACGUACCCACACCAUGGUCAAGAUGGGGAAUCGGCUAGACAAAUCCACAAGUUUUGGCUGUUUUGCAUGACAAAUUUGGAUUCGUAGUAUAGUGCUGUUUCAGCUAGCUCAGCAGCAUCACAGAUCUAGCAUACCAUGCUGAGUGGAGCAUGACAAAUUGCAAAGCACGACUAGAAAAUGCUUCUCAUGGAGCUCCGCAUGAGAAACAUUUUCAGCAUGCAGAUUUGCAUUACAACUCUGGUGUGGGUACGUUUUUACUCAGGAUAAGUUUUCCACGACCGCGCGCGCGACUUGCUGGACGCUGCCGGGUCUAUCAAAUGUAAAAAUGUCUGGGUCUGGAAGAAUGCAACUUGUCAUGCUAAAUCUGGAUCAUGUAAAAAUCUGUGUUGCGUGAUUACCAAAAGCUGUCCACUGUUAACCUAUUCGAGAGGCAGUUUCUCAUGCAGGAUAGGCAUCACAUAACUCUCACAGAAUCUGUCAUGCUCUGUCCUACAUACCAGACCUCAUAUGUCAUGGAAAACCUGCAUGACAAGUCUGGCUUUCUUCCAGACCCAGACAUUUUUACAUUUGAUAGGGUCGAAAACGGUGCAACUGAAGGAGCAUCCGGUGUAUGGCAUGCUGCUGCCGAACCUGCACCGGCAAACCGUCGCAACGGUCGAAGACGCGAAGUUUUGCCUGGAUUUCGCCCUGAAAAAGCGCGCGUUGCAGCAGGGCGUCGUGUUUUCCGAGACGCGCGGAACGGUCUGCGCCAUGGUGGAAAUCAUCACGGUUGUGGGCGGCAGUGGCUGCUCUGCUCCUACUGCUACAACAGCUUGUUCGCACACUCAAAAUCACCUCACCACCACGCCAGCACAGAACCACCGUGAGAGCAGCAACGCCUGCGCGAGCUCCACCACAUCCGCGACUUGGUCGGAGGCAACUCAGAUGCUGCUGACGCCAAACAGCGACGCUACGGUUAAUCUCGACCAACCGCUAAAACCUACCAGAUUGAGUUACAACAACAAUAAUCUUGAUCUUCGCAGUUCCUCCAGCAGAAAACACUCCUCGUCGCACAGUGUAGUCAACAAGAACGCCGGUAGUUCGUUGACCGCGUCUACGUUGUCUGCGAGAGGAGGCAGUAAGACUGGCUCUAGUGUUACAGGUACAGCAGGUGACCACGUCGUGAUGAAUUCGAGCUUUGUGGCACGGAGAGCCACGGCGGGAACGAACGCGUCAGGUCGUAGUUGUAACGAGAUUCAGGUUGGAGCAGGUUCCUGCUUUGUUCCGGAAGUAGGAACGUCGACACCGAGAGAAGUAGAGCAGGGUGGAGCAUCAUCUUCGCAUACUUUGUUCCAUCAGCCGCAACUGGACCGCAAGCGCAGCGUGGUUCUCCUCGUGGACCUUCCGGGUUGUAGUAAAGUGCCUGGUACAUCACCGAUGAAUUCUGACCGAGAUCACUACCUGAACCUGAGCGACAAUACAACUAAAGCCUCCUCGACCACCAACCCGUCCCUUGCCAACCUGACGCACUGCAUCAACCUCCUUGCCUCCGAGCCCUCGGAAUGCAUUCCUUGGACGGCGUCGCAAUUGACCAUUCUGUUGAAGGAAACCCUGACCUCCAAUUGCCGCACUUACAUGCUCGCCUGUGUGGCAAACAGCAACUGUGAUGUUGAAAACACGGUCGCAACGUUGAAGCUGGCGCAAAAUGUGCGCUCUUUGCAAACCACCGCCCGCGUGAAUGCGUACUCGCACUUGGAGGUCGUGCAUCGGUUAACCGCGGAGAAGAAAGAACUGGAACGAAGUGCGGAAAGUGAGGAAAAGACCGAUUUACUACGGGAGGAAAUCGAGUUCCGCGAAUCUCUGUUGCAGUUUUUCCAAAAGGAGUGGCGGUCCUGUCUUUCUGCGCAGUACCGAGCGAGAAUGGUCAGUGCGCUGGGGCGGUUGGGGAUUUUGUCUACUACUUCUUCCUCGGGGUCCUCAUCUGCAACAGGCACCUCCACUGGGGCGGAUCAGCUGAUCCUGGACGGCCACACCAAGCCGAACCACGAGGGAACAUCAGCACGGAAGAACGCAAAAAUUAUCACCCUCGUCAACGAGAGCGACGACCGGCUGCUGCGCGGACGGUUGCAGUACCAGUUUGUCUGCGACGAGGCGGGUGUGUCGGAGAACGCAGAAGAUCAUGAAAUGGUGCAUCAAGCUGCACCUUGUCGCCGCCUCGUGGUAGGGAGCCCGCCGGGGGCUGUAGUAUCGCGGCCACAGCAGUCACCAAACGAAAUGGCUUCAAACACGAGCAAGAGCGGGUCUGUACAAGAACUCGCAGGUUCAGAACAUCAGCAAAACGGCGCCAAAAUGAAUUAUGCCCCGAUUGUCCUAGCCGGCCUCGGAGUCCCCGAAGCGGAGGUCUGCUCGUUUAGCGUUGUCGCGAAGGAAGAGGCCACUAAUACUGGCCUGGGCGGCGUCGACGAGGAGGAAAUUUCUACCACAAAAAAUGAACUGGUCUUGGAGGUGCACGCGCCAAAUCCGUUUUCCUCCCUCGAACUGGGAUCCUCUUCCUCUCGGGGAGCUGACGGCGUCAGCGUUCUUACCCCUACAUGUUCCCAACCAGCGGCGACCCCCUCCUCGCUCACCACCUGCUCCGCUGUUUCCGUUUGGGGGAGAACGUUGAAAUUUGGCGAAAGUUGCGUCUGCAAGCACGGCGAUUUGAUUUUGAUCGGCCGCGCGUUUCUGUUUCGGGUGGUGGUGUCUAGUAGAAGUACUGUGGACCCUGGUACUUCGUCCACAAGCGACGUAGUUCACGAGGGGAAUAACAGUGACACGAGCAUUUCGCAACUAUCGACAAAAAUGUCGUCCCUCCUCAGUUCUGCGGACUCCGACAGCUACAGCGAAUUAAAGCUCUACAUCGAGGACGUUCACGAGAAAAUGGGGGAAGAAGCCGGGACCGCGUUUCUCGCCACCUUGCAGGAAGCCUGCCACUGUUAUCAAAUGCAAAUAUCCCUGGAUGUCUGGAAGGAUCCGAAUUUGUCAUGCGUGUUUCGGAUCCUACAAAGAUCUGUGAUGCAGAACGCGUAAAAUCAAAAUGAAAAUAUGCCCACUUCUGGCCAUGCUGAGAGGGCAUUUCUCAUGCAGAAUACGCAUUACCAAGGAGCUGCAGAACCUGUGAUGCUAGGCCCUGCAUUCCAGACGUGGGGGAGCUUGAAAAAACUGCAUGACAAGUCUCGGAAUCUCCCAGACCCAGACACUUUUGCAUUUGAUAACUGCGUGGACGAAGCAAACUUGAUCAGUCGCGAGGUGAGGCCAAAGGACGGGUUAUCACGAAGAAGAAUCCCCCUCCCCCUUUCAAAACGAAGCUUCUGAUGCUGAAUUGCGUACACAAAUCAGCCUUGUCUUGCAGUAGAGGAACUGCAGACCCAUAUCAAGCCUGAGUAGGAGAGGUUUUGGCCUAAGCGCUCAGCAUGACAAAAGUCCAUGCUUAGACCCAACACCAUCACAAACCGCCGGCAUGAUGCGGGGGGAUUUUUCCUCGCGAUACGGGCUGAAGCUGGAAGUGGAGUUCAUUUGGGACAUCUACCGCGAAAAUCACGAAGAAGUUUUAGUCAUCCGCGUGAUGCAAGUCGUUUUGGCGGAUAGCUACGUUUUAGAAGCGGGACAACAUCUCCAAAACCAGCAGCAGCAAUUGCUGCACUACUGGACCUAUGCAUUGCAAAAGUACUAUCGCACUCGUAUGAAUGCAAGUCUGGCAUGACAGAUCUGUUCUUUUACCUUAUUCUGCAUGAUAAAUUUCAAUUUUCCACCUUUAUUUGGAAAAAUUUGUCAUGCGCUGACUAAAACUAAUAGGUAGUGCGAUACUUCUGCAAUGCAUAUUAGCUACUCCCGGUUUCGGCAGCGGUUGGAGGCCAUGCGGAACGUGUACGCGCAGCGGACGGAGUUCUAUCAAAUGCAAAAAUGUCUGGGUCUGGAAGAGUGCCAGGUUUGUCAUGCAUAUUUUGAAUGAUCCAUGAUGUCUGUGAUGCAUGCCCUAGCAUUACAAGUUUUUAGAGGACUCUGUGAUGCCUCUACCGCAUGAGAAAUGCCCUUUCCGCGUAGCACAAACUGGAUUCCUCUUGCUGGUCACGCAAUACAAUUUUUUUUUAGAAUCCAUAGACAGCAUUACAAGUUUAGAAUCUUACAGACCCAGACAUUUUUGCAAUCCAUAAGUUCACGAAGGGGGAUAUUUUGACCGAUCCCUGGUGCGAACCGGUGCAGUUUGGGGACUUGGCGAACAAAGUCUCGUCUGCUGUCCCGGUUGCGGAGUUCGAAUUGAAGAAGCGAGAAGUUUUGCUGAAACAGCUGGAGCAGAGUUUGUCGCAAAAAGACGUCGAAAUAAACAGACGGGUCGCGGAGGAACACUAUCAAGGGGGUUCUACUUUCGAUGUUCUUGAUGUAGGUAAUACUGGUCGCGAGGUGCGGAGUGCUACUGGUCUGAGCAGCAGUAGCUGUGCUGCGGUCCUCCAAGUCGAAGAUGGCACGACGCCGGUUGUACUACGAGGUGCGAGGACCACCUCUGGCGGGGGAUCGUUUUCUGUGGAGUACCACCAAGGCACAGAUCGUACAACGGCCCGUCUAGACCAGAGUUUUGCAAGCACGGCAAUCAGCGCAAGUAGUACAACAGCACGCGCGGGCGGAGGCUUACAAAGCGGGCGGAGUAGCAGGACCGGAAGCACGGGGCUCCGAGUGCCGACAGUAUAGACUUGUUUUCUUCACAUCAGAUUUCAUCAUCAAGUGGGCAUUUCAGCGUAUUUGUUUUUGUUAUUUGUCAGUGCUGCUGUUUACGAGAUCAUGCCUAGAAAUUCAGAAAAAAACUUCACAGGCUCGCGGCCAUCAACACCAGCAACUCCACGGAAAACUGACGUCUAGGGGAUCAAGAACAGCAGGUGGUUUACUCUCAGCCCGUACAGCACACGGCUCUGGCCUACCGCCGCACCAACCGACGGUAAUAUUUAAGGCACAAACCGCCACAGACCAACCAAGUAGUGCAGCUUCCACCGCGGCGGUAAGGGCGCAGAUUUUGCAGCUGAACCAAAAGGCCAAUAAAGCAGAGGAGCAGGUUGAGAAAUUGAAAACCGAGUUGCAAGAAGUAACAGAGUCGAAAGACAGCGAAAUUCUGUUUCUGCAAGACCAACUGCGGGAUAAAUUAGAAGAAAUCACGACUUUGCAGAAUUUUCUCGAAAUCAGCAAUCGGGAAAAUCGCAUGCGCGAAGACCAUUUGCACGAUUUGAAAGAGUAUCAAAUGCAAAAAUGUCUGGGUCUGGAAGAAUGCAAGAUUUGUCAUGCAUAUUUCUCAUGACCCAUGAUGCCUGUAAUGUAUGCCCUAGCAUCACAGGUUUUUUAGGGAUUCCUGAUGCCCACUCCGCAUGACAAAUGCCCUCUCCGCGUAGCAAAAAUUAGAUUCCUUUUGCUGCUCAUGCAACACAAAUUUUUUAGACAUCGAAACGCAGCAUCACAAGUUGCAUUCUUCCAGACCCAGACAUUUUUACAUUUGAUAAAGAAAAAGUGCGGGAUAAAGAGAAACUCAUCGAGCAAUACGAGGAAAAAGCGAGUCGGGGAAUACUCGGGCUGCGGACAACGUCUUCCAGCACCGCUACUGCUGCGAGCAGCGUGAAUGCGAAUGUGCCAGCACAUAACGCAACUGCAGGUGCGGGGUUUAUUGCUAGCGGUGGCGGAAUGCAGGCGUCUACCUCUACGGCAGCUGGAAGUGCAGUGGUGCACCACGUAGCUCAACAACCUGUAAGCGUUCCGCAGUACACGAGCGCCGCGCAUCAUCCGCAGCAGUCAGUGAUGGCGCAGCAUCAGCAGUCCUCGGCCCACGUUCAUCACGUAGUACCUCCGCAGCCGCACUUCGUGCAGACGAAUGUUGCGGCAACGACUGCAGGGAUCAUCGCAGCAAAAAGCUCAUACUCGACUGCGGGUUUGGUACCCCCGCAGGCAAAUGCAAAUGCAAACUCUUCCUACCGGAUAGGAGCUUCCUCACCUAGAAAGAGCACCAACGAGAAGUCGUACACCAGCGUCAACAGAUCUUCCGCACACAGUACUUCCCAAAACCCAGCUGUCCACUCUAUAGAAAAGAGACAACGCCCUACAAUCGCCGCUUCCCGAAAGCAGGAAUCUGGUACAAGUCCGCACAAGCUCCGCGCGCAGUCACCGAGACCUGCGGAGAAGCAGAAAAGCAUUCGGGCGCAAUCGCCGAGACCAGGUGGAGGUGGAGCGGCAGGUGGAGCUCCGGCGGGGACCAGCAUUUCCGCCUCCCGGGCGAAAUCGCCUCGACCAAGUUCAAACGCAGCUUCUGGCACCGCCGCCCCGCCGCGGGGCCACUCCCCCCGGGGAAUGACGAGAACCCAGUCUCCCAGAGGAGUGCGAGGCACGCGCGCCGGGCCGGGAGCGGGAACUACUUCGGGGACGGGAGGAAGGGUAAUGUACAUAGAGCAUCUUCUUCUUCUCGUUGGUCUUCUUGAGUUCUGUUUGUACAUGUAUGUAGCUGCAUAUUAAUUAACGAAAGAACAAAUCUUCUGCACGACCGUCCUGCAUGAAAAUGAUGUGCAGCGUCGCUCCCAUAAGUAUUUUUUUCCGCAAAAUAUGCUCUAGGUUGUGAAAUUUGCGGCCCCCGCUCCGACCUCGAUGAUACACCCACCCCGAGUUGUCGACGAGGCACAGCAACCUCUACCGGCCCCGCACCCAGUACCCCAACAGACGCCGCAGUUUGUCAGGAAAGAAGGUGUAAGCACGAGGCACCACACCCUGCCACAGCCUGGGAUUCUACGGGCCAUGAAGUUCGUGCCAACGGUGCGAAGUAGCGUGGGUGGGGUUUGAAGGACCCACCAUGGUUCAGAAUUUUUGAAAUUCUAGGCGUAACACGAUAAUUUUCCGAGAUUUGAGCAAGAUAGAAACUCUUUUUUCUGCGCAUAGUUCAUGACUUUCAUAUUUGUGCGACGUUUCAAGAAACUCACAGAUAAUGACAAUCUUCACGUUCAGCAACAUGUUGACGACGCUCUUGUCUUCUUUCGUAAAGCAUUUAAGCACUAGCAUGCAUAGAAAUUCACGGACUUCUUGUUGCGACUAUCGGCGGUGAUGGUCGUGUGAAACCCGUUGGGACAUCAGAGCGCUUUAAUAUCUGUAAUCAUGUGUGCC
This is a messenger RNA of Amoebophrya sp. A120, 8691 nucleotides long. The record is from the annotation of a GenBank genome assembly. Lineage: Eukaryota; Dinophyceae; Syndiniales; Amoebophryaceae.